Molecule: messenger RNA, 2445 nt
Organism: Ornithorhynchus anatinus (platypus)
Lineage: Eukaryota; Metazoa; Chordata; Mammalia; Monotremata; Ornithorhynchidae
Gene: ETF1
Product: eukaryotic translation termination factor 1
Exons: 11
Coding region: 128-1441 (437 amino acids)
Biological process (GO): cytoplasmic translational termination
Cellular component (GO): cytosol; translation release factor complex
Molecular function (GO): translation release factor activity, codon specific; sequence-specific mRNA binding
Source: RefSeq, a predicted model, not a curated record
CCGAUUGCAACACAUGCAGCGGCCUGGAGAGGGAGAGCCGGUGUCCUACGUCAGAGCCGCCGACACCGACGCCGCCAGCGCCAUCGCCGCCGGGGGGCCGGGACCUUAGGGAGGAGGAGGAGAGAAGAUGGCGGACGAUCCCAGCGCGGCCGACAGGAACGUGGAGAUCUGGAAGAUCAAGAAGCUCAUCAAGAGCCUGGAGGCGGCCCGCGGCAACGGCACCAGCAUGAUAUCGUUGAUCAUUCCUCCCAAAGACCAGAUCUCGCGAGUGGCCAAGAUGUUGGCCGACGAGUUCGGGACGGCCUCCAACAUCAAGUCUCGCGUGAACCGCCUUUCCGUCCUGGGAGCCAUCACGUCCGUACAGCAGAGGCUCAAACUCUAUAACAAAGUACCUCCAAACGGCCUGGUUGUUUACUGUGGAACAAUUGUGACAGAAGAAGGAAAGGAGAAGAAAGUCAACAUUGACUUCGAGCCUUUCAAACCGAUCAAUACGUCGUUGUAUCUGUGCGACAAUAAAUUCCAUACGGAGGCCCUCACGGCCCUCCUGUCCGACGACAGCAAGUUCGGCUUCAUCGUGAUCGACGGGAGCGGGGCCCUCUUCGGCACGUUGCAGGGGAACACCAGGGAGGUCCUGCACAAGUUCACCGUCGAUCUCCCGAAGAAACACGGUCGCGGAGGUCAGUCGGCCCUGCGUUUCGCCCGGCUGAGGAUGGAGAAGCGGCACAACUACGUAAGAAAGGUGGCGGAGACGGCCGUGCAGCUCUUCAUCUCCGGGGACAAGGUGAACGUGGCCGGGCUCGUGCUGGCCGGCUCCGCCGACUUCAAGACGGAGCUCAGCCAGUCGGACAUGUUCGACCAGCGAUUGCAGUCCAAAGUCCUAAAGCUAGUCGACAUUUCGUACGGCGGCGAAAACGGAUUCAACCAAGCCAUCGAACUGUCCACCGAAGUCCUCUCCAACGUGAAAUUCAUUCAAGAAAAGAAGCUAAUAGGAAGGUACUUCGAUGAGAUCAGUCAGGACACCGGGAAGUACUGUUUUGGAGUCGAAGACACACUAAAGGCUUUGGAAAUGGGAGCCGUAGAGAUCCUCAUAGUCUAUGAAAAUCUGGACAUAAUGAGAUACGUUCUUCAUUGCCAAGGCACCGAAGAGGAGAAGAUUCUGUAUCUGACCCCGGAACAAGAGAAGGAUAAAUCUCACUUCACGGACAAAGAGACGGGCCAGGAGCACGAGCUGAUUGAGAGCAUGCCCCUGCUGGAAUGGUUUGCCAACAACUACAAGAAAUUUGGAGCCACGUUGGAAAUCGUCACGGACAAGUCCCAGGAAGGAUCCCAGUUUGUGAAAGGAUUUGGCGGGAUUGGAGGUAUCCUACGGUACCGAGUGGACUUCCAGGGGAUGGAAUACCAAGGCGGAGACGACGAAUUUUUCGACCUCGACGACUACUAGGUAGUCAACCCGGGUCCGGCGAGAAGCGCCUCGCCCUCCAACGUCCAACCCAAGGAGCACAGCCGCGACAGAGCCAGGCCAGAUCCCUGCCUGACGGUCGGAGAGUCUCCGGGCUUCCCGAUCCCCCGCGCAUCGGAUAGCGAAAACAACCACAAGACAACCUUACACUGCGAUCGGUCACAUGGCGUCACCGCAGGAGCAGCAGCAGUAAACUACUAAGUUCCUCGAGGCCACUCUGGACUAAUUUAAAACAACAAACGGAAAACAACAAAAAAAAAAGGGGGGGGUGGGGGAGAAAAGAAUCCCAGUUUUUACUUUUACUCGGUGGUGAAAUUGGUUGCUCUCGUAUUUUAUGGAGAAGAAAAACAAACCACGAGGCCAGAUGAUUUUUUUAACCUUCAUACGUAGAAGCAAAAACACUCUAACUGCUGUAAGCCGUCAAAAGUUAAUCGAAGCGAGACCCUACUAAGUUUAUUUUGAUUGGAGGAAAUUUUCGAUGGCUGCCUUUCGCAGCGAUCCAUUUACAUGGCAUAUUCUCCGCUUAACCUGCAGAAGAGAUAACACGGGGCAAAACCAUUUGAACUGGUUCUGCACGCCCUCUCCUCCCCCGUCUGUCUGCCCCCCUUCUCCGUCUCUCUCCCCUCCGUCUCUCCCCCCACCCCACCGUCCCUCCCCGCCUUCCCCAUCCGAUGUGGGAAGAUGGCCCGGGCGGGGGUCGGUUUCAAACGUAGCCGUCCCGCCUCCGCCUCCCUCUUUGCCCCCCCGCCCUAGGUGCCCCUCUGAGGGGGCGAGGCGAGGAGCAGAUGGCGGCGGGCCAUCUCUGGACCCAGCCCUCGCCCCUCCCCCUCGGUCAGGGCAGCCCCAGGGGCGGGGAGGGGGCGGGAGGGGGAGCGAGCGCAGGGCUCGGAUCCUUCACCUGCCAGGGAGGGGCUGGGGGCGUCUGCGAAUGCUGGGAUUGUAAGAAAUAAAGUGGAAUUUAGACGGACGCGAGGUCAUUUAAGAGA